CGAGCGGUGACGGCCGUACAGCGCCAUGAGGCUGUGGGCGGUGGUGAUGGUGGUGGCUGUGGUGGAGGUAGCGGUGACCGUGGGCGCGGUGUCCAGGCGACGCUCCGCUCUGCCAUCCAUCUCCGAUAAGGCCUUCAUCAGGGACUGCGUGCGCUCACACAAUGUAUUCCGCAGGAACGUCAAUCCCCCCGCCAGCAACAUGAGGUUCAUGACUUGGGAUGCAGCUUUGGCAAGGACUGCCAGGGCAUGGGCAAAUAAAUGCAUUUUUGAUCAUAACGUGUAUUUAAGCGUGAAAUAUUAUGGCCAUCCUUAUUUUACGAGUAUUGGAGAGAAUUUAUGGAUUGGAAGUCAUCAAAUCUUUAAUGCUAAAGAUGCCAUUAAAGCGUGGCAUGAUGAAGUCAGAUCCUACAAUUACUCAUUGGAGACAUGUAGUAAAGCUUGCGGUCAUUACACUCAGGUUGUUUGGGAUGAUUCAUAUAAACUGGGCUGUGCUGUUGUUUUCUGUAAAGAAGUUGGAGGAAUAAAAAACGCGGCAAAUUUUGUUUGCAACUAUGCACCAAGUGGUAAUUUUAAAAGAAGACCCUAUCAAGAAGGACCACCAUGCAGUAAAUGUGCCAAGAGGGACUACUGUGAUAGGAAACUGUGUAGAAAGGCAGAACGUGAUAAAAUUGUCUAUUACUCAAGAUGGAAUCCACCUUGGGCCUUCAAAAUUGUAUGUGAUGAGGCGUGUAUUGCUAUUAUAGUUUUGAGAGUAUCGCUGAUAUUUCUUGGUUUUCUAGUUAUUUAUUUGUUUAGAAGACACUUUAGAAACUUGUUUAUGUCCACAUAACUGGAUUUGAAAUACACGCAACAUUCUGCACAUAAUCUCUAAUGAAUUAAGCAAAAAUCUGUAUUGAUAUGAUCUUAAGGUCAGCUUUCUUCCACAGUACUUUUGCUACUGUUUUGUGCUCCUUGCAGAAAACUUAACAAGCUAUAAGAAUUAAAAAAUUAUUUGUGGUUGGACUCACGUAGAGAAAUUAGUACACUAAGGAUGGCACCUGAUAACAUCAGAAGUGUUGUUUUUAACUGCCAAAUUUAUGUAUUUAAUUCUGUGUAGUUACCGAGUUUACAGACUGUAUUCUUGGAAUUCUAGGAGAAAAAUACCUAUCAGUUUAAAAAUGUGUUACAGUUCAUGCUAAGCCAAUAUUUGAUGCUUAAUUUUUGUGCCAAGAGGAAGCUAGCUUCAUAUUACAUACCAAGUCCUUUCUACUAGAGUGACAGAAUGUUCUGAGUAAAAUG
Molecule: messenger RNA, 1278 nt
Organism: Coturnix japonica (Japanese quail)
Lineage: Eukaryota; Metazoa; Chordata; Aves; Galliformes; Phasianidae
Product: GLIPR1-like protein 2
Cellular component (GO): extracellular region
Source: RefSeq, a predicted model, not a curated record